This is a messenger RNA of Terrapene triunguis (Three-toed box turtle), 4868 nucleotides long. It is a transcript of the gene LUZP1, whose product is annotated as leucine zipper protein 1. Bases 107 to 3487 code for a protein of 1126 amino acids. NCBI's taxonomy places the organism in Eukaryota, Metazoa, Chordata, Testudines, Emydidae. The transcript has 3 exons. The record is from RefSeq and is a predicted model, not a curated record.
UUGUCUCUGUCAAAGAAGCUGCAGGAUUCAAGGAGAAACCGACAUGUUUAAAAUCACCCCUUUGAUCCAAACUGAAGAAAAUUGAACCCAAGAACAAAAAAUAAAAAUGGCAGAAUUUACAGGUUAUAAGGAGACUUCAAAUCGCCAUCUUCGAUUCAAGUUACAGAGUCUUGGCCGUCGUCUUGAUGAACUGGAAGAAGCAACAAAAAAUCUCCAGAAAGCAGAGGAUGAGCUUCUUGACCUUCAGGACAAAGUUAUCCAGGCAGAAGGCAGCAAUUCUAGCAUGCUGGCUGACGUAGAAGUUCUGAGAAAAAGAGUGCUGAAAAUUGAAGGCAAGGAUGAAGAAAUAAAAAAAGCUGAAGAGCUCUGUCAGUUGAUGAAGGAAAAACUGGAGGAGGAGGAAAGUCUCACUCGAGAACUUAAAUCAGAAAUUGAACAACUUCAGAAGAGAAUGGCAGAACUGGAAAAACUGGAGGAAGCUUUCGGCAGGAGCAAGAAUGAUUGUACUCAGCUGUGUCUGAGCCUUAAUGAAGAAAAAAAUUUGACCAAAAAAAUAUCUACAGAGUUGGAAAUACUUAGGAUGAAAGUAAAAGAACUUGAAGCAUCUGAAGACAGACUGGAUAAAACUGAACAUAGUUUAGUAAGUGAGUUAGAAAAGCUGAAAUCUUUAACACUGAGCUUUGCUAGUGAAAGAAAACACUUCAAUGAAAGAGAAAAGCAGAAUGAAAAAUUAAUCCAGGAGCUAACACAAAAACUAGAACAAAACAACAAACUAAAUAGGGCAGAUCAAACUAGAAAUGCAUCAAACCUGCUAGAAAGAUCAUCAAAUAGUCUUCUGGAUAGAAAUGACCUGAGAAUUGAAGAUGACUUGACCUCUGCAUUGCCCUCUAAAGAAACCAGAAGAAAGGGAAGCUUGGAUUACCUAAAGCAUGUAGAAAAUGAAACCAGAAAUAAAUCAGAAAAUCAAAAGAAUAAAAAUCAAGAAGACAACAAAGUGAAAGAUCUCAACCAAGAAAUUGAGAAACUUAAAACUCAAAUUAAACAUUUUGAAUCUUUAGAAGAAGAACUUAAAAAAAUGAAAGCCAAAAAUAAUGACCUGCAAGAUAGUUAUCUGAGUGAACAGAAUAAAAACAAGCUCCUGACUGGUCAAUUGGAAGAAAUUAAAAUUCAAAUAAAGAAACAAAAGGAUAUGGAGAAUGGUGAGGUGGAAAGUGAAGAAAUGAGCUUCCCCAGCAGAAUUAGACAUGACAGACCUAAAUACAGAGGUAUCACAGCUGAGCCGGCAAUUUCAAAACACAAGUCACGGGAGCUUUCACCUCAGCAUAGACGAGAAAGGACACGGAACAGAGAAUUCUCUUCCAAUAAUGACAGUUAUACCACAAGUAGCAAGCAAGUUCCCAGUCCAAGUUUAAUUACUAGGAGAACAGUAAAGGCAUCUAGUACAUCUGCUCUACUAGACACUGUGAUUACUGAUACAAAAAGAAUGGAAGACAAAUCAGCAGUUGCUACAUAUUUAUCUAUGCAGAAAGAUAGUGUUGCUCCACAAAAUGAAGUGAAGAAAUCGAGAGAGCAGCCAUCUGUGCUGAGUCGAUACCCACCGGCUGCACAUGAGUACAAAUCUUGGAAAGCAUCUUCCAAACCUGGGAAUGAAAGUGGACUGAAGACCAAGGUUGAAAAGCCAUCUCAAAUAUUUAGUGAUGUUUGCCAAGGUAACUCUGAUGAAAAAUCAAGCAAAGGAGAAAUGACUAUAUCUUUGACUGAAAAGAUGAAAACAAGCCAAACAGAGAUGUCUGAUCUAUGUGUAGAGAUACCCUUUAUGAAAAGUAACCAUGCACCAUCCAAUGAAACAGCUUCAUCAUAUAGAUACCAUAUCUCUUCUCAGAUGUUAGCAGCUGAAUCCACCAGCUCUAAAGCAGAAGCAGCAACAGUCUCUGUUUUAUCUCAUAGACAGUCCCCAGAAGGGAAAUCUAAAAGAACAAUAAACUCCCAAGAAAGAGAAUUUACAGACACUUUUCAUGAAAAUACAAAGCCUCCGACUUUAAUAAAGUAUUCAAACAGCUCAAGAAGUCAAGAAGACAUCUUACAGAUUCUCACAAGUCAAGGUAAGGAAGGAAUGGACCAAUCUGCACCAUCAGUUACAGAUCAGACAAAUGUUGGCAUAAAAUCUGACUCUUUGAGAUCCAAAGCCAUCAAACCAGCUAGCCAUGAAAAACUUAGUACAGAUGAGGAGAUUGGUAAAAGCACCAAUGCUGCUACUGAGUCAGAACUGGAGACGAGAAAGAAACCCAGUUCCAGAGAAUUCUCAAGCUCCAGAGGAGUUCUCAGAGCAUCUCUCUUUGAAAAGGAUAAAAAUACUGGAAAUGAAGAUGACCCCCUCAAAUCCAUAAAGACAUCUUCAGAUGCCGCCAGCGUAGGAUUGAAAUCCAGAAGGUCAUUCAGCCCUAGAGAAGCUUUGAGAUCAAAAGCCAUCAUUAAACCUGUAAUAAUUGAAAAGGACAUGAAAGAAGUAAUGGGAGGGGCUGGGUCUGAAGAAUACUCUCAAAAACAGAAAUCUCUCUUUAAAACUGUGACAAAUAAAAUGACAAGCAGCAUAACAAUCUUCCCCUCUGAGCCAGCCAACACAAGGACCAACACAAAUGAAGCCGCAAAGGAAAGACAUACUUCUACCAGCAAUAUUAGAGUCACUCCAAAUGAGCUAUCAACCAUAACAAACAACAUCAGCACACCCUUUGAGAUCUCAAUUAAUAAGAGUGAUAUUGCUCUGAAAUUAUCUGAGGCAGAUAAAAUUGGGGAUUUAGCUCUGAGAAACAGGACGGAAACACUAAUCUCAAGAAGCAGUAUUAUGAUAAAACCUUCUGAACACAUUGAGAAGAACAAUUGUGAGCCAUCCUUAGAAUCAAUCAGCUGGAAAAGCCAUGGGCCUUUAGAAGCAGAUUCACCAGAGACAAAACACAUCACUCUGAGAAGUUCUUGGAGGACAAGGCGGGGAUUACAAUCUUUGGAAGACUCUCAGAUCAAAGUGGAAAAAAAUACAGCUUCCACUCGUACAAAGGCAUGCAAGUCAUCUACAGACCUCUCUGAAACGGAAGGGGCCAAUGCAAGAAUACAUUUACUUGAGCAGAAUUCAAGGAAGUCCAGGGCCACUAUUAAUUCUUGGAAUACCCCUGAAUUAGAAUUCCGAAGGACCCAAAGUAGCUUGAGUGCAUCUGAGCUAUCUACUCGAAGGAGCUACGUCCAUGAUCCCAUCACUGCUUCUACUUGGAAUCGCAUGACAUUACCAGAGGAAAGCAAAGAUUUUGUUCCCAGUUCCAGAAGAAAACAAUAUGGCUCUUCUGAGCAGCUGUCCCAGGCUGAGACUUCAGAGAAAAGGCCAACCUCCCAGAUGGAGCUGCAGCAGCGCCCUGGAACCAGCCCCCAUGCACAGCUGGGCUGCAAGACAGAGGACCAGGGCAUUUCCCGCUCCUCCCGGAUGACCUCUAGGAGAUGAACUUCUUUCCUUUCACCAAACGAACACUCCAUUUCGUGGGGCAAGAGCCAAGGCUGUUACCAGCUGCAUGGGUGUCAUUCCUGCCUUGUAAACGCAACGAAGCCUUCAGCUAGCCUGGAAUCUGUUUUCUAAUGUGAUUUGUGUGGGACAGAAGAUUAACGAGCACAUUUUCCUUCUCUGCCAGGAAGGUGGCUGCAGAGACUUCUCUCAGGGGAACCCCACUUCUCAUCUCUGGUCUGAGACUGGAUUUGUCUCCACAGGAAUAUAGGUCUGUAUCAGUAUGGAAACUCCUCUGGGUCCGUGGCCACUGCUUCUAUAGCCUGCUAUGGUACUUGCAGUACAAAAGAGAACCCUACAUUAACCACUGUAAUUUAUAAAGAACAGUAGAGCUACCCCAAUGGCCACAAUGCAACUGGCUCUUACAGCUGCUGAGCACAUCUGGAUUUUCAAAAGGAACCAAGUCCUUCCACGUCUGAAAGUUUUCAGUGUCAUGGUGAAAGUUUGCAUUAUUCUUAAUCUGACUCUGCUAUUGCUCAGUCAAAACACCUUGCACCAGGAAAGCACAUGAGUUCCCAGAUCUCUUCAGCCACAUGAAGGAGGAACGCAUUCACCCCAGGUCACAUCCAUGUGCAGAGAACAUUGCUUAGAGAGCUUCUUCACCAGGAUUCCUGCCACAGGCCUGGCAUGCCUUGCCACCCCAUUCCUCCUUGGCCAGAGAUUUGAUAAUACAAGGCUGUUUACUGAGCCAAGCAAAACAGCAAUGAACGCUUCCCCCAGCUUGGACCUGGCUGCCUUUCAGCCAGAGCUCUGUGCUCCCACUGCCCCUCCCACCCCCCUCUCCCGCCUUAGCUGCCAUGCACUGAGGUUCAUGAGUGGAGCUUUGCACCCUGCACUCGAAGGCAGAACCCUCCUCUCCAAGAGGCACAAAUGAGCAUUGAGCUAAACUGGGAUUGAUAUGCUCAGGCCAUUCUCCAGCCUUGCCAGGCGCCAUCCUGUGUGUCGCCCUUCUGGCCAGGGGCUGUUCUACCUUCUCCCCACUACCCCUCUGGAUAGGGGCUUUUCCUUGCCCCUCCCUGUUACCACACUGGACAGGGGCUAUUCCACGAACCUCCCAUCAUGCUUCAGGACAGGGUGAUUGCCUGAACCUUCCUGUCUCCCCUCUGGCCAUGCUGGGAGCCAUUCCACCCUGACUCCAUUGCAUUGGCUAUUAGUGCUGCAUGGCACCCACCCCGCACAGUGCGGGUGGGGGGGGUGCUACAUGGCUCCCAGCCCAGUCAGUGCCGUGAUCUCAUAGUCUGUUUGCUGUCAGGGAAGGCAGUUUGCAUGUGAACCACAGAUGGGUACAGAGCUCUCAUGUUCCCAUAGACAACCCCAUCCCUCU